Messenger RNA from Hyposmocoma kahamanoa, 1175 nucleotides. Its product is annotated as pancreatic lipase-related protein 2-like. The coding region runs from base 89 to 1042 and encodes 317 amino acids. NCBI's taxonomy places the organism in Eukaryota, Metazoa, Arthropoda, Insecta, Lepidoptera, Cosmopterigidae. The record is from RefSeq and is a predicted model, not a curated record. The transcript has 6 exons. Gene Ontology annotation, molecular function: lipase activity.
CGUGUACAAGAUCUUUAUUGUAGCGAGCCUGUACGCCCUGCCUCAGCAAACAGUGCCGAGAAGUCUCUCUUUCGGCUCCUUGUUGGAGAUGCUGCGGGAUUCCGUUGCCAAUCCUUGUGAAUCUAUGAAAAACAUACUUGGACUCUCCUAUGAGCAAAUACAGGCACGACAAAAUACCACGGGAAUACUGGAAGCCCUUAAUCUCGAUGAAGUAACAGCGAAUGGCAACGUUAAGUACAAUCUGACACCGCACAGAAUAAACAGAGUGGUUAAAGGCGCGGAGACAAUAGUAAUAUUGAUCCAUGGAUUCUUGGAAAGUUCGGAUGGUUCCAUGGUAAGCGCUGUUGGGCCUACGCUAUUGAAAAAGCCGAGAUAUAAAAUCCUCGCAUUAGACGGGAGCAAAGUGAUCGGCAUCGAGUACCUAAGAUCAUCUACAUACGCCAGGUUUAGCGGCGAAAAGUUGGGAUCCUUCUUGGCUGACAUGAUCAAUGAUGGUCAAGAUCCUGCAAGUAUAGUGUUGGUGGGCCACAGUCUAGGAAGUCACAUAGCAGGAGUGGCUGGGAAGCAAGUGAAGCGGUUGACAGGCCGUCAGAUUGGUCGCAUAACCGCUCUUGAUCCAGCGGGACCUUGUUUCGGCGGCAGUGUCGACGGAAGAAUAGACCGAGGAGAUGCUGACUACGUCGAAGUCAUUCAUACCAACGGCGGCGCUUUAGGCUUCAAAGAGCCCAUUGGUGACAGAGACUUUUAUCCGAACGGAGGAAGAGGACAGCCUGGCUGUGCUCUCGCCACCUGCGACCACAGUCGAGCCUGGCUGUACUACGCAGAAGCUAUCGCCGAGCCGCAUAAUUUCCCAGGUCGCAGAUGUGACAGUUGGGAGAAAUUCAAAGAAGGAGGGUGCUCACGUAACGCUGUGGCAUACAUGGGAAUGAGUUUUGUAAGCCUGACGACUACAACGAAUCAGACUAUCAUCCCUGGAACCUAUUUCUUUAGAACGGCAAGAGACACACCUUUCGGUUUGGGUUUACAGGGUAUAAAACCUUGAUUCUAUUUGAAAUAGCUAAAGGUACAACAAAAGUGGUUCAUAAUUAAUUUAUAUAAACAUAGCUAAUUUCAAAACUGUCGUUACGUUAUACGAAACGGGAAAUUACACGAACACCAGCCAAUUUUGUGUCAAA